Molecule: messenger RNA, 412 nt
Organism: Sinocyclocheilus grahami
Lineage: Eukaryota; Metazoa; Chordata; Actinopteri; Cypriniformes; Cyprinidae
Gene: trappc2
Product: trafficking protein particle complex subunit 2
Exons: 3
Coding region: 134-412 (92 amino acids)
Biological process (GO): endoplasmic reticulum to Golgi vesicle-mediated transport
Source: RefSeq, a predicted model, not a curated record
AUGACGUCAGGCUCUCUCAGCGCUCCCAUUGGCUGGUUUGUGUCAGCUGAGUCAACGCACCGGAAACGGGAACUCUUGAUCGCGUUGAUCCUCAUCUGCUAUAGUUUACAGCUCUAAACUCUGAUUAUUCACCAUGUCGGGGAGUUUUUAUUUCGUUAUGGUGGGUCAUCAUGAUAACCCAGUGUUUGAGAUGGAGUUUCUCCCUCCUGGAAAGGCAGAAGCAAAGGAUGACCACAGACACCUGAACCAGUUCAUCGCUCACGCUGCUCUGGAUCUGGUGGAUGAGAACAUGUGGCAGUCCAGCAACAUGUACCUGAAGACUGUGGACAAAUUCAACGAGUGGUUUGUGUCUGCCUUCGUCACAGCUGCUCAUAUCCUUCUCACACACACCGUCAGCCGUGUGCUUCAGUAA